Molecule: messenger RNA, 474 nt
Organism: Rotaria sp. Silwood2
Lineage: Eukaryota; Metazoa; Rotifera; Eurotatoria; Philodinida; Philodinidae
Source: the annotation of a GenBank genome assembly
AUGGUAAUCAAUGUACACAAAUUUCUUCAAGAAGAUCAUUUGAAUUCAUUUUCACAUCCGAACAUUAGUGAUAUUCGUCUCCUUUGUAAACAUGCUAAUAAAUGUAACGAUCGACGAAAUCUAACACAUCUAGCAAAAUUUCGACAUUUAAUUACAUUUGAAGAUAGUGGUGUUGUUCCUUAUUAUAAUUUAAACUCGUCAGAAAAUCAAAACUAUUUUGAUAGUCGAACUUCGAUUGAAUCAUUUGAAUCACUAAAAGUCUACCAGGAUUUUAUUAUUAAAGAUUUAAUUGAUGAAGUUGAUAAACGUGAUAUUCAUUUACUUUCAGGAUUUAUUCAAGGUACUGUUAUAACAAUACCAUCAACUGAUAUUACUGAUCAUUUUGUUUUACCUCUAACAAUUUUACAAACAUGUGAACACUAUAUAAUCGAUCAUCCAGAAAUAUCGAGUGACAUUCCAGUUUAUAUCUAUUGA